AUGGCACAAUCACUGUCCAUUCCUGACUCUUAUGAGGGCCUGGAUCUUACCCACAUACAUAUCGCCCACCACCCACCACAGUCACCAACGGCAACACCUAUUGUGAUCAUAAGACUCAACCGCCCAGAGAAAAACAAUGCCUUUACGCCGCAGAUGGCAAACAGCCUAGAGACUGCAUAUCACUUAUUUCACCGUGAUCCACGUGUCAAAGUUGUCGUCUUGACAGGCGUAGGUCGGAUGUUUUGUGCAGGCUCGGACCUGGAAAUUGGGUUUGGAAACGGAGAAGGUAGAGCCAGUGAUUUUCGGGACAUUGGCGGUCGAGUGGCAUUGGCCAUGCAUCGCUGUAGUAAGCCUACAAUCGCCGCCCUCCAGGGCUCGGCCGUCGGCGUUGGAAUGACAAUGACACUGCCAGCGGCUAUACGAAUCUGUCACGAGAGUAGUAAAUACGGAUUCGUCUUCACCAGACGCGGUCUCACGAUCGAGUCCUGUGCUUCCUUCUUCUUACCUCGUUUGAUUGGGCUUUCUAAAGCAAUGGCUCUGAUAACGACUGGUGGUGUACACCGCGGAUCAUCCAAGUACUUCGGCGACCUAUUCACUGAGGUCUUGACUGAUGCAGCUGCUGUUUUACCCCGAGCCCUGGAUCUGGCACACGAAAUGGUAGAAAAUGUUAGUCCGCUCGCCUCCGCAAUGAGUCGUGCUUUGAUGUGGGAGGGAUCUGAAUCACCCGAAGGGGCACAUCUUUUGGAAUCGAAAGUGUUCCACCACAUGACGGGUCAGAGUGACUACAAGGAAGGUGUGAAUUCGUUUUUGGAGAAGCGGAAGCCUCGCUUUCUCGCCGACCCGCACGGCAUGGUUCCAGGGGAUUAUCCAUGGUGGUCUGAGAUUGACAUCAGGGUUGACCGAGAUAGUUCAAAGUCUAAGCUGUAG
Penicillium brevicompactum is the source of this 927-nucleotide messenger RNA. Its product is annotated as Enoyl-CoA hydratase AKT3-1. Lineage: Eukaryota; Fungi; Ascomycota; Eurotiomycetes; Eurotiales; Aspergillaceae. The record is from RefSeq and is a predicted model, not a curated record. The transcript has 4 exons. The coding region runs from base 1 to 927 and encodes 308 amino acids.